Messenger RNA from Penaeus monodon (black tiger shrimp), 570 nucleotides. RefSeq lists its product as uncharacterized. The record is from RefSeq and is a predicted model, not a curated record. NCBI's taxonomy places the organism in Eukaryota, Metazoa, Arthropoda, Malacostraca, Decapoda, Penaeidae. The coding region runs from base 106 to 570 and encodes 154 amino acids. Gene Ontology annotation, molecular function: protein dimerization activity. The transcript has 5 exons.
CUGGCUAGAAUGUUGUUUUCCACAACUCCUGCGGUUUCCCUGUAAUCGCCCUCCAAGGCCGUAGGAUUUCUCUCAGCAGCGGCGGUCGCACCCUGGCAGGUUGUAAUGUCCACAAGCGGGGGGGAUUCAGAAUACUCGACCCCCCUUCAGAGCCACCGAGCUUCACGACAGCUUGCCUCCCCGACCUCCUAUACAUCCGUCUAUUACUCCACCACGGAGCUACAUGACCCCGGCGAAUCCUCUGACAUGGAUGCCGAGCUCAUAGCGGACCAUCAUGACAUAGCCAUGGAUGACCUUAACGGCCAGCCGCUCAAUGAUACACGGAAGACUCCCCUUCAUCCUGACCUGUACCUGGAAGAUGGAGUCUCCAGCAUUGACUACGUUUUGGUCUCCAAGGAAAUCGAGACGGAAGACCAGUCGGAGAACGAGGAGCGACGGGAAACCUUCGAGAACAAUCUGAGAAAGGAAGGUUUAGUCUUGGAAGUCGAUUGCGUGAAUUCCUGGGUAACGAUGUAUUUGUCAAAAUUCAUGCUCCCUUUGAGGUUUGCACAAGAUAUGCUGAGAUCCUAA